AUGGCGGACUACGGGCAUUGGUUCUCCCUCGCCGAUGCAGAUGGCGACGGCAGAGUGAGUGGUGGCGAGGCGAUUCCAUUCUUUCGGCGGUCUGGACUGUCGCAGGAAAAGUUGGGAAUGGUGUGGCAACUCGCGGACCAACCACCCAGGGGAUUCCUCGAGAGAGUACAAUUCAACGCCGCAAUGCAGCUCAUAUCUGUUGCACAGAGCGGAGGUGAGCUUGACUCCGCGCUGUUGAACAGUAUUGCCGGCGGCUUCGCAUCGUUUCCAGCUCCGAUAAUGCAAGGUUUGACCGACAGCUCACAACAAGCGCCGUCGAUAGUGGGUGGAGGGUUCCCUGCGCAAGGCCAGGCAGCCCCACAGGCACAAUUAACAACGGCGCCUGGUGCUCAGAUGACUAUUGGAGGCAUAGGGACGGGCGAGAUGGACGUUAAGGGUCUGGCGUCGGGCGAGUGGCCGCCGGUGAGCUCUGCGGACAUGACGAGAUACCAACAGGUUUUCCAACAGACGGAUGCGGACCACGACGGCAAACUGUCUGGCAGUGAACUAGUGCCAGUUCUGUUGUCCCUGAAUGCGCCGAAGGAGCUGCUCAAGGACAUCUGGGCGCUUGCUGACACCGAUAAAGACGGAGUCCUGAAUUUUCAGGAGUUUGUGACCGCGAUAUAUCUCACCGAGAGAGCUCGCGAGGGGCGCCAGCCGCCGUCAAGCUUGCCGCCUGGGCAGUUCCCACCUGUGCCACAGGGGCAGCAGCCGCAGCAGCAACAGCAACCACAAGUCGCGCAGGCUCCUCAGAGCAGAGGAGCGUUGGACGCUGAUUUAUUCAGCGGUGGCGUGAGCACGUCGUUGCCAUCCAUCUCUGGCAUGGAUAUGGGAUUUGGAGCACAAGGUGGUGAUGUGAUGGGCGCUGGCGCUACGCCACCAGCUGUGAACAUGCCAACAGCUGCUGCGAACGUGCCAGUGACAUUGGGUAUCAGCGCUCCGAUCAGUGAGACUGCGACUGGAACCAGUGGAGCCGUGGAAGCCGGAUACACGUUUCGAGGUCCCGUAGAUCUGGAUCUCUCGGGUACCAGCGGCCCAGAGGUUGACAGAUUAAAAAGUGCGAGGGCAGAUGCGGAGGCUUCAGACAAGCAGCUUUAUGCGAAGGAGCAAAUAUCGAUGCAGGCAAAGGUGGAUUCUGCGACGCUAUCUCAGAAGCUUCAAGAGCUCGUGUUGUUCCAGCGUAGAUGUGAUGCGAACUUGGUGGAAGCUGCCGAUAGGGCUGAACGAGCUGAAAGGGAGGUGAACGAACUUCGGCAACGGGUGGAGCAGGUGACGGCAGCCGUGGAGCAAGUGUCAGGCGAUCUGGAUGGUUCCAAUUCACGCACCGCUAUCGCAGAGGCAGAAAAGGCAAAACUCUUGCAGCGACUGCAGCAGCUGCAAGCGGAACAAGCGAAUUUGGCGAGUGGUGGCGUCUCUCACGCGCAGGCAGCUUUGGAAUCCGACUUGCAAGCAAUGCGAGCACAGGUCGCAGCGGCUGAGGCAGCCUUGGGUCCACAUCUUGAUGCCUCGAGGCGGGCUUCUCAGCAGCGUAUGCAGCUCGAAGCCAAGUUAUCCGAGCUUCGCCUUUACGCAGAGGGAGCAUCAGGAAACCAGGUCCCCAAGCUGCCAACGUGGAGAGAUUGGUCUGACCUCGAGGAUGAGGGAUUCGACACUGUCAAGCUCGCGUGGGGGAGUUGGGCACGAGAAAAGACCUCAUCGACUCCACCUCCACCUGACUUUCAGCAGCAGCAGCAGCAACAACAACAACAACAACAACAUACUAUGGCGUCUCCGAUCACAAAUGGUUCGACGCCUCCACCUCUGAUGCAACCGACUCGGACUGCUGUGCCUGAAGGAAAUUCGAGCUCCGUAGGGGGAGGUUGGGCAGCAUUCUGA
Molecule: messenger RNA, 1914 nt
Organism: Micromonas commoda
Lineage: Eukaryota; Viridiplantae; Chlorophyta; Mamiellophyceae; Mamiellales; Mamiellaceae
Exons: 2
Coding region: 1-1914 (637 amino acids)
Biological process (GO): endocytosis; endosomal transport
Cellular component (GO): intracellular membrane-bounded organelle; plasma membrane; cytoplasm
Molecular function (GO): protein binding; calcium ion binding
Source: RefSeq, a predicted model, not a curated record